This is a messenger RNA of Zasmidium cellare ATCC 36951, 1653 nucleotides long. RefSeq lists its product as uncharacterized. Gene Ontology annotation, molecular function: heme binding; monooxygenase activity; iron ion binding. The transcript has 2 exons. Bases 1 to 1653 code for a protein of 550 amino acids. NCBI's taxonomy places the organism in Eukaryota, Fungi, Ascomycota, Dothideomycetes, Mycosphaerellales, Mycosphaerellaceae. The record is from RefSeq and is a predicted model, not a curated record.
AUGACUUCCAACGCUUCAAGAAGCACGCUCUCUUUACUGGGUACUAUGGCGACAGCGCUCGCUUUGCAGUCAUGUUUCCAGCGCGGGUCCUUUGCUGUGCUUUUUGUGCACCUGCUUUGUCUCGAAGUCAUCACUUACUGUGUGUAUAUGGUGGUCAUCUAUCCAUUCUUCCUCAGUCCAUUGAGAGGGGGGAAGUUUCUGCUUGGGCAUGGGAUGGCUGCAUACGAACAACCCGCUGGGAACACGUUUCUCAAAUGGAUGAGAAACGUUCCCAACGACGGCCUCAUAUUCUAUCGAGGGCUAUUCUACCAAGAUCGCCUUCUCGUCACUAGCCCACAGGCUCUAAGCGAAGUCUUGGUAACAAGGACCUAUGAUUUUCAGAAGCCCAAAAUCUUACGAGACUUUCUUCGCCUCUUCCUCGGGGAUGGGCUGAUUAUCGUUGAGGAAGAUCUGCAUCAAUUCCAGAGGAAGAACAUAGCGCCAGCUUUCACGUUUCGCGUUAUCAAGGAAAUGUAUCCGGUCUUUUGGGCAAAGGCGAAGCAGUUCGUCCGAGUCGUUGGGGAGCAAGUUGCCCAUAGCCCACAGGAAACAUUACACAAUGCAAAGGCAGAAGAUGCUUCAGUGGUGGAAAUAGGUCGUUGGGCAAGUCAAGUCUCGCUGGACACCAUUGGAAUUGCCAUUGGCCAGGACUUCCAGACCCUCGCAAACUCGCAAGAUCCGCUCAUCGCGAAUUACAAAGAGCUCACCAACCCGACCUUCGAAAACCAAAUUUACUUCCUCUGUAACAUGGUUCUAUCCCCAACGUUCGUGUCCGCAUUGCCAUGGAGAGUGAACCAGCGCAACAAACGUCUCCUCCGCAACAUUGCCAGCAAAUGUCUAGGCCUCAUCGAGACAAAGAAAGAAGAGUUGGAGUCGGGGACCAGAGCAUCAAGAUACAGUGAUGUUCUGUCACUAUUGAUUGAAUCACGAAAUUUCUCGACGUCCCAGCUCGUCGACCAAAUUCUCACGCUCAUGGUCGCUGGUCAUGAGACUACUUGGUCCACCUUCACGUGGAUCACAUUCCUCCUCGCAAGGCAUCCGGGAAUCCAACAAAAUCUUCGGAAUGAAGUAACUGAGAAUUUACCGUGCCCGAAGUCUGCGGACCCCAGCGAAGUAGACUUCGAUUUCGACGUCGCUGAGAAGCUCCCUAUCCUCAACGGGGUCUGCAAUGAGACGCUCAGAUUAUAUCCCGCAAUUCCAGUAACAGCCCGUGACGUGGUAAGGCCUACACAACUAGCCGGUCAACAUGUCCCUGCGGGAACACAAAUCAUUGUUUCACCAUGGGCCAUCAAUCGCGAUGAGACACUUUGGGGAGCCGAUGCUCACGAGUUCAAGCCUGAGCGUUGGAUCGACAUUGAUGAGGCCGGGAAGCAGCGAGUGAACAAUACAGGCGGGACGCAUAGUAACUACGCAUUCCUGACCUUCUUACAUGGGCCUCGAAGCUGCAUUGGUCAAGGUUUUGCUAAGGCUGAGUUACGGUUAUUGGUCGCGGCAUUCGUAGCCUGUUUUGAAAUGCAGAUGGCGGACCCUCAUGAAGUAGUCAUUCCAUAUGGCGUGGUGGCCGUCAAGCCAAAGACCGGGUUGCAUCUUAGAUUGAAGCGUUUGCCUGUGUGA